Molecule: messenger RNA, 5465 nt
Organism: Anastrepha obliqua
Lineage: Eukaryota; Metazoa; Arthropoda; Insecta; Diptera; Tephritidae
Gene: Upf1
Product: regulator of nonsense transcripts 1 homolog
Exons: 6
Coding region: 484-4128 (1214 amino acids)
Biological process (GO): nuclear-transcribed mRNA catabolic process, nonsense-mediated decay
Cellular component (GO): cytoplasm
Molecular function (GO): ATP binding; RNA helicase activity; RNA binding
Source: RefSeq, a predicted model, not a curated record
UUUUAAGGAAUAAAGACAGAGAAAUCUACUGCGAAACGGAAAGAAGUAAAAAUUUGUGCAUAAAUACAGUCAUAGAAAAUUUACGGAAGUUCCUAGGCCGAUUAAAAUAAAUCGGGCCAUAGCAAUAGACUUCAGAAAUUUUACAUCGAAGACAUUUAUCGUUAGUAGAUUUGGAAACAGAAGUACAUUUUGAGCAAAAGAAAAACUGAAAUUAAGUGAUCUGAACAAAGCAAAAGCGUGACAACGACGAAAUAGCAGCCGUAAAAAACGACGACAUCGCUACAACAACAGCAACAUCUUCGCUGCUCGCCUCCACGACAACGAGACAUUGCUAGGGUAGGGUAUAGGUCGGGAAAAAAAGUAUCGACGUGGUUUCUGUUUUGCGCAAGAGAAAUAACCAAAAGCACAAGUCAAACGUGUAGUGACCACUAAACAACAAGCAAAUUUGUAUUCAUCGACAGGUUAAAUUAUUUUCGUUUUACCAUGAGUGUGGAUGCCUACGGCCCUGGUUCGCAGACUUUGACGUUCCUGGACACGGAGGAAAAUGACUUGAUUGGCGCCGAUACGCAGGCAUCGGAUUUUGAUUUUCGUGAUUUUACGCUGCCUUCGCAAUCCCAAACGCAGGCAUCUCAACUUGAGGGUAUUAGUGGCAGCGGAACAACACAUAGUAAAUUAAAUGCCCUGGCAAAUAAUUUGGCUGAGUUGCAAUUUGAGGAAGAGGAUGAUGAUACAUCAAUAUUAGCCGUAAAAGAAUUACCUACGCAUGCUUGCAAGUAUUGUGGCAUUCACGACCCUGGUACUGUCGUCAUGUGCAAUAACUGCAAAAAAUGGUUUUGUAAUGGACGUGGUAGUACAUCCGGGUCGCAUAUUGUUAAUCACCUUGUGCGUGCUAAACAUCGUGAGGUUACGCUUCAUUCUGAGGGCCCUCUUGGAGAAACUAUUCUGGAGUGUUAUUCUUGUGGUGUUCGUAAUGUCUUUGUAUUAGGAUUUAUUCCGGCAAAAGCUGAUUCUGUAGUGGUGUUGUUGUGUCGCCAACCAUGCGCGGCUCAAAAUUCUUUGAAAGAUAUGAAUUGGGAUCAGGAACAAUGGAAACCGCUAAUAACUGAUCGUUCAUUCUUGCCAUGGUUGGUGAAGAUACCCACCGAACAAGAACAAUUGCGUGCGCGCCAAAUAUCGGCAGCUCAGAUAAACAAACUGGAGGAGUUGUGGAAAGAGAAUAUUGAUGCGACAUUUCAAGACUUGGAAAAACCUGGUAUCGACACGGAGCCUUCACAAGUACUUUUACGAUAUGAAGAUGGUUAUCAAUAUGAAAAAGUGUUUGGUCCUUUGGUGCGGCUAGAAGCGGAAUACGAUAAAAAAUUGAAAGAAUCGCAAACUCAGGAAGGUAUAGAAGUGCGUUGGGACGUCGGCCUCAACAAAAAAACCAUAGCAUAUUUUACGCUGGCUAAAACCGAUUCGGACAUGAAACUUAUGCAUGGUGAUGAAUUAAGACUGCGCUACGUGGGAGAGCUUCAUAAACCAUGGAGUGAAGUUGGUCACGUUAUUAAAGUGCCUGAUAAUUACGGCGAAGAUGUGGGGUUGGAACUAAAAUGCUCAGCGGGAGCGCCAGUCAAAUGUACUUCUAACUUUGCCGUGGAUUUUAUUUGGAAGUGCACUUCUUUUGAUCGGAUGACCCGGGCACUAAAAGUUUUCGCUAUGGACCGCAGCUCCGUCUCUAACUACAUAUACGCAAGACUUCUGGGGCAUGGUCGACACGAUGGCAGCGAUGAACUAUUGUUUCGAGGUCCAAUACCAAAACUUUUUAGUGCGCCGAAUUUGCCUGACUUAAAUCGAUCGCAGGUUUAUGCUGUAAAACAUGCUUUGCAACGACCGUUGAGCUUGAUUCAAGGUCCACCAGGCACCGGAAAAACUGUAACCUCUGCAACAAUAGUUUAUCAAUUGGUGAAGCAACAUGGCGGCACCGUGCUUGUAUGCGCGCCCAGCAAUACUGCCGUAGACCAGCUAACAGAAAAAAUCCAUCGCACGAACUUGAAAGUGGUGCGUCUUUGUGCCAAGUCUCGUGAAGCUAUCGAUAGUCCUGUGAGCUUCUUAGCCUUACAUAAUCAGAUCCGUAAUAUGGACACAAAUAUUGAGUUGAAAAAGUUGCAACAGCUCAAAGACGAGACUGGUGAAUUAAGUUCGGCAGAUGAGAAGCGAUACCGCACAUUGAAACGCGCCGCUGAGCAUCAACUGCUCGAGGCUGCUGAUGUUAUUUGCUGCACAUGUGUUAGCGCCGGUGACGUUCGUCUUGCACGCAUAAAAUUUACUUCAAUCCUGAUAGAUGAAUCUAUGCAGUCUACCGAACCAGAGUGCAUGGUCCCGGUGGUGUUGGGCGCUAAGCAGUUGAUUCUUGUGGGUGACCACUGCCAAUUGGGACCGGUAGUCAUGUGCAAAAAGGCAGCCAGGGCUGGUCUUUCGCAAAGUUUGUUUGAACGUCUGGUAGUAUUAGGUAUUCGCCCUUUUCGCCUCGAAGUUCAGUAUCGAAUGCAUCCAGAAUUGUCACAAUUUCCUUCGAACUUCUUUUAUGAGGGAUCAUUGCAGAACGGUGUUUGCGCUGAAGAUCGUAAAUUAAAAAUUGACUUCCCGUGGCCACAACCAGAUAGGCCAAUGUUCUUCCUUGUGACUCAAGGGCAAGAAGAAAUCGCGGGCUCAGGAACUUCUUAUUUGAAUCGAACUGAAGCGGCUAAUGUAGAAAAAAUAACAACACGAUUCCUAAAAGCCGGUGUUAAACCAGAACAGAUUGGCAUAAUUACGCCGUACGAAGGCCAGCGCGCGUACUUAGUACAAUACAUGCAGUACCAAGGCAGUUUGCACUCAAGAUUGUAUCAGGAAAUCGAGAUUGCCAGCGUCGAUGCUUUCCAAGGAAGAGAAAAAGACAUUAUUAUUAUGUCCUGCGUACGUUCAAACGAGCGCCAAGGUAUCGGCUUCCUUAAUGACCCUCGUCGGUUGAACGUUGCAUUGACGCGCUCAAAAUAUGGUACAAUCAUUGUGGGCAAUCCCAAGGUGUUGUCCAAGCAGCCCCUUUGGAAUCAUUUGCUUAAUUUCUACAAGGAUCGCAAAGUUUUGGUGGAAGGUUCAUUAAAUAAUUUGAAAGAAUCGUUAAUACAAUUCCAAAAGCCCAAAAAAAUUGUCAAUACCUUGAAUAUGGGUGCCCACUUUAUGACCACAAUGAUGGCCGAUGCUAAAGAAGCCAUGAUUCCUGGUUCCAUUUACGACCGUUCUGGUCAAUAUGGAUAUUCAUCGGGCGCUAUGAAUACGUCGAACUAUAACAAUAGUGGUCUGGGCCUAGGCUUGGGAUUUGGGGGCAGCAACAAUUUAGGUUACGGCGGUGGAUCAGCAGCAGCUCAAAUGCAAGCGGCGGCAGCAGCUGCAGCACAUAAUUUGAACAAUUUCAUGAGUGGAAACUUCGGCGCGAUUGGGGCCCGCAACAGCGGCCCUACUUCAACUGCAGCGCCUGCUAAUGCACACCAAUGGAAUCAUCAUCAUGACUCGAUCAGUUACAUUUCACCUGAGCGCGCUCAAGCAGCAAUGAACAACAUGCCAGUGCCUGUGGGCAUGUUUAUGAACAUGAGCAAUAUUCCGCCACGUUUCUACAAUCAACAUCAGCAGGCGAUUCAGGCAGCGGCAAAACAGGGUCGACGUACCGGCACUGGUCUGGGUGCUACCGGACUGGUUAGUAACAACAGCAGCAGUGGAAUAAGCAAACUAUUUAAUAGCUACAAUGCAUCCACCAAUGAGGUGGCAAAUAAAAUUCAAAAUUUAAAACCACGCACCAGCAUACCAGCUCCUCCAAGCACAACAUCAGUAACAACAAGUGCCAACGACAUUGCUAGCGUGCUUAUUGGAACAGGUGCAACCUCGUCUCAGCAUAAUGUCUUGCCGCUCACCCAGCAAAAUAUGUCGCAACAAAUGAGCCAGCCUGGAGGCUUCACGUUGUCACAACAGCCCGAGCUAUCACAGGACUUUGGCCAAAUCUCUCAAAUAGAUAAUAUUCUUUCACAGGACGUAAAUUUUAACGCGGACAAUCUUAACACGAAUCGGCUAAACUUGGGUCUGAAUAGCCAGAGUCAAUUCUCGCAGCCCUAUUGAUAUAACGGUUGAUUCCAACUACAAAAGCAAAAGCAGCAGCAGUCAGUUAAACCAACAAUUCAUAUCAAACAACUACAAACUUUUUGAUGUAACGAAAGAGAACAAAGAAGACAAGAAGCGUGCACACAAAAAACUGCAGAAACAGCAGCCACAGAUCUCUGAUCGUAUGGAUAGAAUCGAACUGGAUCGGAAUGAGGGUUAAAAAAAAAGAAAAUUCCGCUUAAAAUUACCCAGAUUUUAUAGAAAUUUGGGUGAUGCUGAUAAAGGAGGCAAUUCCGAUGUGCUAAUCAGCGAUCAUAUAAAAAUGCGACUACGCAGCGAUGAAGUAGUCUGUGCGUUAUCUGCGCAAACGUGUGCUUAAAUGGGUUAAUUAGGAGAAAGUGGAAGCGACGACAAGGAUAAAAGGAAAUACAAAGAAUUAACAAAAUCCAAAAUAAGGUGUAUCGAGAGCGAAAAGAACGCCGCUUAAAAAAAGUUAGGGUAAAUAGGAUUGAUAUAUGAUUCGGACAAAAAAUAUGUUAACAAAAUGGAGGCGAAUGGAAACCACAAUCAGUUCAUCGUACUUUUUUCAUAUGAGCAUUUUGUUGGAACCUGUGGGGUAAAUGAAGAAGUCGGUUAAUACUCGAUGACGUUCCCAUCGAGCACUGAAAACAUUUUCAAAUUCAAAAGCGCUUUUAGGCAUGGUUCACAUACUUUAUCGCCUUGAGGGCAAUUAACAGCCAAUUGGCGCAAGUGAUCGAUACUUUGUAUGAGCCACUUUUUGUGCAGUAACAGCAAAACACUUGCAAGUUGAUGCCAUUUUCACGGAAAAAUGUUCGUCAUUCCAAUCAAGUUGAAAUUCAUCACUGGUGUUUAUGUGCAUUGUGCUGAAGCAUAGCGGACUGUAUUUUCCAGUUCCAUUGCUCUUGGAUUUUCCCACAUACAAUUAAUAUUUUUAUCUUAAAAUUUUGUGAUUAAGUUCAUUUUUCUGACAAGUGAUUUCUAAAUUUGCGACUAAAUUAAAAAAAAAAACUAAAAAUUUCUAACAUUUUUAUAUUCAUUCAAACAUGCAAUAAUGUGUGUCUUUCAAUAUAUUUCAAUAAAAUGCUUCCGCAUCAUCUAUAGAGGCAGAAUCGAGAUCGGGUUGAUGAUGAAGGGAGGAGGCUGCAAUCGAUGGGUGAUGAAGAAGCUUGCUUUCGACGUAUUUCCUUUCGAAGAAACGCUUUGCUUUGCAAUCCUUUGCAUGUGGAAUCGUCUUGAUUUCUCGGGAAAAAUAAAUCUCUGUUUUUAUUAUUUGCGUUAAAAAAGAAAUUUUUUAAAUAAUAUAAAAAUAAAAACAAAAAUAAAACGGUUUGUUU